This is a messenger RNA of Pogoniulus pusillus (Red-fronted tinkerbird), 2267 nucleotides long. Its product is annotated as ferritin light chain-like. Gene Ontology annotation, cellular component: cytoplasm. Gene Ontology annotation, biological process: intracellular iron ion homeostasis; iron ion transport. The record is from RefSeq and is a predicted model, not a curated record. Bases 110 to 943 code for a protein of 277 amino acids. The transcript is spliced from 3 exons. NCBI's taxonomy places the organism in Eukaryota, Metazoa, Chordata, Aves, Piciformes, Lybiidae. Gene Ontology annotation, molecular function: ferric iron binding; ferrous iron binding.
CUCCCGCCGCGGCUGGCCGGCUGGGAGGCGGGGCGGGCGGCGCGGCAAGGUGUGUCCCAGGUGCCCGGCCUAUAUAGCAGGCCGCUCGGCGGGACGGCGCCCUGGCCCAAUGGCGGCGCCCGCCAUGGCUGAGCCGCGCUCCAAGCGGCCCCGCGUCACGCUGCCCGGUUGCCCGUCGCACCGCCCGCUGCCCGGCAGCCGGGUGCGGCAGAACUUCCCGCCCGCCGUGGAGGAAGGCCUCUGCGGCGUCACCGGCGCCCUGCUGGAGUUCGCCUAUUGCCUGCAGGCGCUGGGCGAAUAUUUUGAUCAGUCACAUGUGGCUCUACCAAAUGUUUCCAAGUUCUUCUUGCAUCAAGCUCUGGAAGAGAGGAAAGCUGCAGAGGCUUUGAUGAAGUAUCAGCAAGAAAGAGGUGGCCAUUACUGCUCUAAAACCAUCCAGAAACCGAACUCUGAGUAUGCAGUUGGUCUGGUGAAAGCCCUGGAAUUAGCAAUGGUGCAGUGGAAAACAAUGGUACGGUAUUUUGAAGAGCUUUAUGCCCUAAGUAUUGAAAAUGCAGACCCUCACAGUGCAAGCACCAUCAAGAAAAAGUUUAUUGAGCCCAAAAUCCGGAAGAUCAAGCUGAUGGGAGAUCUACUGACCAAUGCUCGCAGGCUUGACUGCUCCCAAGAUGGCAGAAACAGUCUUGGGGAUUACUUUAUGGACCGGUUGCAGAAAGAGUUCAGAACAGGCAUAGAGCCAGAGUCUAGUCAGCACUGCAGCCCCUGCCAGCCUCUCCAGCAGUGUACAGGAGCUGCAGAGGGUCUGAAGCGACCCCAGAGAGAAUCUUGCCAGCACAGAAAUGGCAUAGGGCCAAUAUAUGCAACCAUACACUGUACUACCACACUGCCACAGUGCAAUGACGGGACAGGAGCAAAAGUGAAGCAAGGCAGGGAGGGCCUUUAAUGCUGUAGCUGCUGCAGCUAUGAGGCAGUACCUAAAGCAGGCCUGUAUGGAGUGGGGCACGUGAGACAGGAGCUCAGGAGAUAUGGUGCUGUAUCACUCUUGCUUUACGCCCUGUCCCCUCAUCCUCCCAGUCACAACUCAGAAUCUAGCCCAUACUAUUACCUUAAAUGAUAACAAGGUUGUUAAUUACCUAGGUUGUCAGCAUUAGUCACAUUUACCUAUGCAAUUCCUCUCAGAAGCUAAAAACUUCUAAGCUUCUGUUCUGCCUUAAAUGGUUAACAGGGUUAGUGCAAAUUAUUUUUAAAAGUAUACAUAACUUUUAUAAAACCAAAAUUAAACCCCAAAACAAACAAACAGCCACAACUUUAGUACAAGGAAACGUCUGUGUGGCAGAAUAACCUAAAGCAUCAGUUUUAUAUUAAAUAUUUUAUAUUACUAAUAGAUUUUUAUAUUGUUAACAAGUACACUAACAUAAUGAACUUCUAAAAAAUACUUGCUGUAAUGUUUUCUUGUCUUAUUUCUAUCAUAGUAGCAAUUUAAGUAAACUAAUUUACUUAUUGCCCAGCUAUUUCUAGUGGUCUACUUCUCCAAGAUGAAGGAUGCAAAUGUUAUUCAACAAUGGGAAUAAGAUGCUAUGCUGGGUGUUUUUCUCCACUUCUUUGCCUAGUUGGCUUUUCUCAUCUUCAGAAAGAUAAGAGAUAAAUUGUGAGUUCUUACUGGAUAUAAUCCUCACAGUGUCUAGUGUGUAUUUUGUAAGUGUCAUUGAAGACACUAACUUGAGAGAUCUGUUCAGAUGUAAUCUUUUACUCUGUGCUACUGCUAUUUCUUGUAUUCCCUGUCCUGGUCCUUAGCAGAGGAGUAAGACUAGGGAAAAAAAAUCACAGAAUCACAGAGUAACUUCGGUUGCAAAGGACCUCUAAAAUUGAAUCCAACCAUCAAAAAUGCAGCACUUAACUGGAAUUGCAUCAUAGAGAGUGGCCAUGCAUUAAUUUUGCAUUUUAAUUAGAGCCAUGUUCAAUUAGAGGGAGUGUUAGCAUUGCUACAACUAAGGCCUUUAGCCACCUUGGCUACAGUUCAGAGGUAUCAAAUUCCUUCCAUUCAUCUCCUACAGGAAUGCCUCUUUUUUCCUGGUAUGCUGGCUACCAAGGGUACCUUAGAAGAGCAAUUGGCUAGAUCAGCUACCUGCAGCAAAGUUGUUGUCAUGCAUGCUAUCAUAUAUGUGAUUAGUAUUUGUUUCAUUGAAAGAUUCUCACACUUAUGUAAUUCAGUAAGCAAUAUUCCUGUUGUGCUUGAAAAUAAAUUCUUUUCCAUGUUAAAACUGGCA